AUGAUUCCUUCGCCGCGCGGGUCCGCAGCCGGCGGCGACUACCACGACGCGACGCCGAUCUCCGAGUCGCCCCAUUCGCAUCCGCUCACGCUGGACGAGUCUUCUACCGGCGUGCGCCCGUCGCUCGCCUCCAUCGUGCUCAUGCAGUCGUCCAUGCCCCGGGCCACGAUCCCGACGUCGAUGGACGACGACGACGGCGGCGCACCGAUCUCGCCUGUCACGCUCCUCUGGUACGUCGCCUCGUCGAUCGCGAUCGGCGCUGUCGUCGUCUGCACGCUU
This is a messenger RNA of Saprolegnia parasitica CBS 223.65, 279 nucleotides long. RefSeq lists its product as hypothetical. Lineage: Eukaryota; Oomycota; Saprolegniomycetes; Saprolegniales; Saprolegniaceae. The transcript has a single exon. The annotation marks the transcript as partial. The record is from RefSeq and is a predicted model, not a curated record.